Messenger RNA from Zophobas morio, 528 nucleotides. RefSeq lists its product as uncharacterized. Bases 1 to 528 code for a protein of 175 amino acids. NCBI's taxonomy places the organism in Eukaryota, Metazoa, Arthropoda, Insecta, Coleoptera, Tenebrionidae. The record is from RefSeq and is a predicted model, not a curated record. The transcript is spliced from 3 exons.
AUGGGUGCGUCUAUUGUAAGUAGCAACAAUAAUACCAUUCUAAGUCUUGAAAGGAAUUUGAUCAAAAACCCACACGUUAAAACAAAUUAUGUAGAUUUCAUGUUAGAAUACCAAAAUUUAAAUCAUAUGGAAUAUUUAAGCCAACCACCCAACGACAACAAUUGCGUUUAUUUGCCUCACCACGCCGUGCAAAAGGAGUCUAGUACGACAACAAAAUUAAGAGUUGUUUUUGACGCGUCGGCAAAAACUUCAAAUAAACAAAGUCUAAACGAUAAUUUGCUAGCUGGGGCGUACGUGUUAAACGCUGAUAUAGCGAAAAUGUAUCGUCAGAUUAAGAUACAUCCCAACGAUACGAAUUAUCAAUUAGUUCUUUGGCGGAAUCAUCCAUCCGAACCACUAAAUACGUAUCGUCUUUUGACACUAACAUAUGGUACUAAACCGGCAAGUUUUAUUGCUACGCGGUGUUUGAAGGAGUUAGCUGAUCAAAACCAAGCUAGGUACCCUAUCGCGAGCGAAAUCAUUCGUUGA